This is a messenger RNA of Bubalus bubalis (water buffalo), 2376 nucleotides long. It is a transcript of the gene DR1, whose product is annotated as down-regulator of transcription 1. The transcript has 3 exons. The coding region runs from base 1 to 531 and encodes 176 amino acids. NCBI's taxonomy places the organism in Eukaryota, Metazoa, Chordata, Mammalia, Artiodactyla, Bovidae. The record is from RefSeq and is a predicted model, not a curated record. Gene Ontology annotation, cellular component: negative cofactor 2 complex. Gene Ontology annotation, biological process: positive regulation of transcription by RNA polymerase II; negative regulation of transcription by RNA polymerase II; chromatin remodeling. Gene Ontology annotation, molecular function: protein heterodimerization activity; general transcription initiation factor activity; core promoter sequence-specific DNA binding.
AUGGCUUCCUCAUCUGGCAACGAUGAUGAUCUCACUAUACCCAGAGCUGCUAUCAAUAAGAUGAUCAAAGAGACUCUCCCCAAUGUCCGGGUGGCCAACGAUGCCCGGGAGCUGGUGGUGAACUGCUGCACUGAAUUCAUUCACCUUAUAUCUUCUGAAGCCAAUGAGAUUUGCAACAAAUCGGAAAAGAAAACCAUCUCGCCAGAGCACGUCAUACAAGCACUAGAAAGUUUAGGCUUUGGCUCUUAUAUCAGUGAAGUAAAAGAAGUCUUACAAGAAUGCAAGACAGUAGCAUUAAAAAGAAGAAAGGCCAGUUCUCGUUUGGAAAAUCUUGGCAUUCCUGAAGAAGAAUUAUUGAGACAGCAACAGGAAUUAUUUGCAAAAGCUAGACAGCAACAAGCGGAAUUGGCCCAACAGGAAUGGCUUCAAAUGCAGCAAGCUGCCCAACAAGCACAGCUUGCUGCUGCAUCAGCAAGUGCAUCCAACCAGGCAGGAUCUUCUCAGGAUGAAGAAGAUGAUGAUGAUAUCUGAAAUUCACCAGCUGAGUUUCUAUUUCCUUUAAAAUGUUUUUCCCUACACAAGAAAACAGUGAAAAAAAAGCUUAUCUGUAAUUUUGCAUCUUGGUGGACUUGCCAUUGGUAUUCUAGGGAUAUCUGCUGUUAAGUUUCAUCUGUUGUGUGCUAUUCAUGUAAAAUCUGUCUCUUUGAACUGUUGAAAAUUUAAGGUUCAGUAUAAUAUCAAUUUUGAAUUUUUAAUGGUGUUUAUGAAAUUUUAGAUAGCAGUGAGUCUGUUUGAUCAAUAAACAGUGUUACAGAAAACUUGAAGUUUAUAAAAAUACAGUGAAAUUUAUACAGAAGCUCUAAAUCUUGAUUUGCAUUUCCUCUGCCCUUUUAACUAAACUAAAAAUUGGGAAUUUUAAAUUAUUGGGGGGAGGUGCUGUGUGAUAUAGUAGACAUUAGAUCAGGUUGGUGAAAAAGCUCAAUUUUGCAGUAUUUGGAUUGUCUUUUAAAAUGAGUAUAUGUAUACAGGCAAUAAACAUACAUGCUCAGAUAAAUAUACUUGUUUAAAAAGAUCUCAAAACAAGGCAUUCAAAAAUUAGGAAGGAGUAUGUUCAAUAGUAGUUGUAAAAUUUGGUAGGUUAUGUUUUCAAUUUUGUUUUUAUUUUAUGUAGAGCUAAAAACUUGUUUUAUUAUAGCAUAAUUCAUCUUUAGCUACACUAUUACAUUUCAAAGACUGCCCAGUUUUGAGGACUGUCAUGAUUCUUAGUAUUUCACUCCAGUAAUCAUUAAUAAUAUUACUUGCUUAGUCCAUCUUGUGAAACAGUUGCUUAGGUUGCAUUGGUUGGUUCACGAAUAUUAAGACCUUUCCUAGGGGAAAGAAAUGACAGUUAAUGAGCAUGCUUGUUAUAAGAGGGGAUUCUUUUUGUAAUUUAACUUGUAGUUAUAGUUUCCUUGUUGUUUGUUUUUAGCAUUCCUUUUACAGUUUCUUGACUAGAUGGCCUAGAAUGUCCAAUACUUCCUUUGAAAUGGCAUCAUUAUCUCCAUCAUAAUUGAGUGAUAGCUUUAAAAAAUGUUUUGUUUAAGAAAAUGUGUCAUAAUUGAUUAGCCCUAUAUGAAACAUAAAUAAUUUUAACCUGCUUAUUAAAAGGGAAAAGCUUUAAUUUGGUUCUAAUAAGUAAAGUAUGAUAGUGAUUUUUAUAGGAAUCCAGUGUUUUGAAGAACUGGCCUAUUGUGUUUAUAUUUUGAAAACAAAAUGGAAAAGCCACUUAAAAUAGUAUGAAGUAAUCUAAAUUACUAUGUCAGUUGCCAAAUCAUUUAAAUUUGUGUAUUCACCAGGUCUAAAGAUAGAUUGUGGCUGCUAGAAUUCCAGUUUUAAUUGAAGAGCUAAAUAAGUCAAAUGUACAAGUAUUAGAUUUCUUAAUGAUCAUAUUUUGCAGUUUUAGAAAAAGUGAAAUAUUGUUACACAUUUAUUAAAUACACUUCUUCCAUGCCACAAAUAGGUUAAUCCUGCUGAAUGUUUUGAGUUAAAGUUGAUACUGUAUCCAUGAGUGCGUUUGAACAAGAUAGAAGGGAUUGUUUUUUUAAAAGUUUAAGUACCAAAGGUAGUCUAGUCUAAGAAAUAUAAGUUAAUAAGUGUUGGCUUUUCUAAUUUGUACUGUAACAUCCUUAUACUUUUUAUUUUAAGUAUAUCUGUUUCUUAGGAAAAAACGUAGAUAUUUUCCAGACCUUUUUUUUGAUGCAGAGUUCAGGUUAAUUAAUAUUUUACUGCAUCUGAUAAUGUAUUAUAUGUUCAAAUCCUAGUGACUUUCAUUUUGACAUUCUUGUGAUUUUCAUAUGCUGUAUUCUUCAAGCAAUAAAAUCUGAUGUGUUUUAUAAA